UGUCAGCAGCAGCCCCAUAAAACCAACCUAGGUGCCCUUCACUUCAACAGCCUCUACAGAGCAAAUCCUGGACUUCUCCUUGCUGCUCAUGAAUGAUAACUCUGGGACCACUCCAGUUUCUAAUGUCAUCUACCUGGGUGACGUCCUUCACAUCGAGGCUUCUGUUGCCGUCGACAACCACGUGCCGCUGCGGCUGUACGUCGACAGUUGCAUCGCGACCCUGAGCGACAACAAGGACUCUGAGCCCAGAUACGCCGUCGUAGACAAGCUUGGCUGCCUGAUGGAUAGCAAGUCUCCAGACUCCUCCUCUUCAUUCACUAGACCUGCUCUGAACAAGCUGCGCUUUGACAUUGCUGCUUUCAAGUUCCAGGGCGAUUCCAGGAGCAUGAUCUACGUGACUUGCACACUGAGGGCAGUCAAUGCUGACAAACCAGCUGAUGCCUCCAAUAAGGCCUGCUCCUACCAGAAGCAAACUUACAGGUGGGUCUCUGAGGACGGCUCCUCUGCAGUGUGUGUGGGUGUUGUGACUCCGGCUCCUGCUCUAGGACACCCCGGUUCCUCGCAGGCCCUCUUCCUCCCAGGCAGGGAAGGAGCUACAGGAUUCCUGCAGAGAUCAACCAGCCCAACUGGAGCGGAAAAUGGUUGCAGGAGAGAGCGGCUCCUCUUGAUCCAGCUGGACAGGACCCUCGAGUGCAUGUAAAGGAGAUCACCAUUGGCCCCCUGACCGUGGUUCAUGUAGUCCGAGACCAUGCUGUCGUGCUCAGUAAGGAGUCACUGUACCACCCCAUGCAGCUUGUGGAAGAAGUGCAGGGUAAGUGCAGCCCUCCAUGCUACUGAGCUCUGAACCAGCUUGCUGUCAAUGGUGGGAUUAGCCUGCUUUUAUGUAUUUAUCUAAAGAGUGUAACAGU
Messenger RNA from Acipenser ruthenus (sterlet), 908 nucleotides. RefSeq names its product zona pellucida sperm-binding protein 3-like. Bases 89 to 700 code for a protein of 203 amino acids. The transcript has 6 exons. NCBI's taxonomy places the organism in Eukaryota, Metazoa, Chordata, Actinopteri, Acipenseriformes, Acipenseridae. Gene Ontology annotation, molecular function: acrosin binding. The record is from RefSeq and is a predicted model, not a curated record. Gene Ontology annotation, biological process: positive regulation of acrosome reaction; egg coat formation; binding of sperm to zona pellucida. Gene Ontology annotation, cellular component: extracellular matrix.